AUGGGUGCUGGAAGGAAGACUGAAACUUUCUAUGCUGCAACACCAAGUGCACAGACACAAAAUCGAAGCAAUGAAUGGUAUGGAGCCUUUUCUGUUGCUGCCCGUAAUCUUCGGGAAGAUGAGCUAGGAGGAGUGAUUUUUGGCUGCAAACACAACACCAUGAAUGAAUGCCUCUCAAAACAGCUGUUUGGUUUGCCUUCAAGCCAUUUCUCAUAUGUGAAGAAUGUUAAACCUGGCAUGCCCCUAUUUCUGUUCAAUUAUAGUGACCGAAAAAUGCAUGGAAUUUAUGAGGCUGCAUGUGCUGGCAAGCUUAACAUUGAUCAAUUUGCUUGGAGUGAUGGUGGUAGAAUAAUGACACAAUUUCCUGCACAGGUCCUCAUCUCCAUGAAAACUCACUGCUUUCCAGUUCCAGAGUCUCAAUUCCAAAGUGUGAUCCGUGGCAAUUAUUACAGACCUCGUCACUUCUUCUUUGAGCUAGACCAUGAACAAACAAGAGCUUUGAUAUCUUUGUUUAAGCCUGCCCCUGUUCAUGAUGUUCCAAACAAAUGGGAUCCUUCCAGAUCUAUGCAAUCCCCAACAGUCGAAGCGUAUGUUAAUCCUGGUCAUGUGAAGCCUGAGUCCUAUAUAAAGGAUCUCAAUCCAUUUGAUGUUUCUUCUGAAUCUCAUUGUAUUGACCCUUACAAGUUGGUUGAUCCAGAUGGUGAAUAUGCUAGUGCGAGUAGAACAUCAACAAGCCACCUUGACGAUGAGUCUUCUAACUGGGAUGAUUUAGAUGAUGUUGCGACCAAGGAAGGAACUGAAUUUGUCAAUGAUGACCAUCCACAUAUUAAUCCACAACAUAAUGAACAGUAUGUCACAGUGGCUGUUAGGCAGAAACUACAAGAGAUGUCUGUUUUACGACAGCAGGAGGCUCAAUCCUCCAAGGACACUGUUGAUUCUGCUUCAAAUAAACCAAUGCCUCAAGAACCACAGUUUGAUGCCACACUCCCCACAGACCCAUCUGAUUCCACCUCAAAGGGUGAUGUACGUAUUGAAGACCUGAAAUCAUUAGGGCAAUCUCGUGGAAAUGCUGAGCUGCUUCACAUCGUCAAAGAGCUAUCCAAGAGGAACCAAGCAAUGGAGAAAAAACUGUUUGAGUCAGAUAAAGAAAUACUGUUUCUGAGGGAAUCGAUGAAGGACACAGGAAGGAGAAUUCAGGAACUGGAAUACCAGUAUGAGAAACUACAAUCAAACUAUAACUCUUUGGUCCCACUCCUUGGUAGUCCACAUGAUAAUAUGGAAGGACCAUCAAUAUUCCUAAUAGGUGGCUACAGGGGCAGUACUUGCCUGUCAUCGCUAGAUUCCUUUUGCCCUAAGACAGACAGAGUAGUGCCUCUGUGUUCAAUGAGGUCAGCCCGUGCAUAUGCAGCAGUAGCUGCAUUGAAGGAUCAUCUCUAUAUUUUUGGUGGUGGGGAUGGCAGUUCAUGGUAUCACACAGUGGAAUGCUACAGUAUGGGCAGUAAUAAAUGGAUAACAUGCCCCCGCUUGAAACAUGCAAAAGGAAGCCUUGCUGGAACUACAUUGAAUGAUAAAAUAUUUGCUAUUGGUGGUGGAGAUGGGUCUGCAGUUUUCUCAGAAGUUGAGAUGUUUGAUCCAGCACUUGGGAGGUGGAUAGACAGUGUGUCAAUGCGGCAAAAGAGAUUUGCUCCUGCUGCAGCCGUAUUAAGUGGUACACUCUAUGUAACUGGUGGUUAUGAUGGCAACACGUACUUACAAUCAGCAGAAAGAUAUGACCCAAGGGAAGGUUUCUGGGCUCUGCUUCCAAGUAUGAGUGCAAGAAGAGGAUCCCACUCCGUAGCUGUCAUGAGGGAAUCCUUAUUCGCUGUGGGAGGGUAUGAUGGAAACAGCAAGAUUUCCACUGUAGAAAUCUUUGAUCCGCGUGCCAAUUCAUGGAGGAUAGACAGUUCAUCCAGCAUCGCAAGAGGAUACGGAUGUGCGGUGACAAAGGAUGAUAAUCUGUACCUCAUUGGUGGGGUCAAUGAUGCUGGAGAAACUAUCGAGACUGUUGAAGUUUACAAUGAGAGGCAAGGCUGGUCGAUCUCUGGCUGCAGAUCCAUAGGGAGGAGGGCCUUUGCCUGCGCUAUCACCGUUUGA
Messenger RNA from Miscanthus lutarioriparius, 2133 nucleotides. Lineage: Eukaryota; Viridiplantae; Streptophyta; Magnoliopsida; Poales; Poaceae. The record is from the annotation of a GenBank genome assembly.